CAGCGGCGGCGGCGGCGCCCGGAGGGACGAUGAGCGGCGCGGCGCGGGCGGGCCCGGCCCGGCUCGCCGCGCUCGCUCUGCUGACCUGCAGCCUGUGGCCGGCGCGGGCGGACAACGCGAGCCAGGAGUACUACACGGCGCUCAUCAACGUGACGGUGCAGGAGCCCGGCCGCGGCGCCCCCCUCACGUUCCGCAUCGACCGCGGGCGCUACGGGCUCGACUCGCCCAAGGCCGAGGUCCGCGGCCAGGUGCUGGCGCCGCUGCCCAUCCACGGCGUUGCUGAUCAUCUGGGCUGUGAUCCUCAGACACGGUUCUUUGUCCCUCCUAACAUCAAACAGUGGAUUGCCUUGCUGCAGAGGGGAAAUUGCACAUUUAAAGAGAAAAUAUCACGGGCUGCUUUCCACAAUGCAGUUGCCGUAGUCAUCUACAAUAAUAAAUCCAAAGAGGAGCCCGUCACCAUGACUCAUCCAGGCACUGGAGAUAUCAUUGCUGUCAUGAUUACAGAAUUGAGGGGUAAGGAUAUUUUGAGUUAUCUGGAGAAAAACAUCUCUGUACAAAUGACAAUAGCUGUUGGAACACGAAUGCCGCCAAAGAACUUCAGCCGUGGCUCUCUAGUCUUCGUGUCAAUAUCCUUUAUUGUGCUGAUGAUUAUUUCUUCAGCAUGGCUCAUAUUCUACUUCAUUCAGAAGAUCAGGUACACGAAUGCACGCGACAGGAACCAGCGUCGUCUUGGAGAUGCUGCCAAGAAAGCCAUCAGCAAAUUGACCACCAGAACAGUAAAAAAGGGUGAUAAGGAAACAGACCCCGACUUCGAUCACUGCGCAGUCUGUAUCGAGAGCUACAAGCAGAACGAUGUGGUGCGGAUUCUCCCCUGCAAGCAUGUUUUCCACAAGUCCUGCGUGGAUCCCUGGCUUAGUGAACAUUGUACCUGUCCAAUGUGCAAACUUAAUAUUUUGAAGGCCCUGGGAAUUGUGCCAAAUUUGCCAUGUACUGAUAACGUAGCGUUUGACAUGGAAAGGCUCACCAGAACCCAGGCCGUUAACCGAAGAUCAGCCCUAGGCGACCUCGCCAGCGACAACUCCCUAGGCCUCGAGCCACUUCGAACUUCGGGGAUCUCGCCUCUUCCUCAGGACGGGGAGCUCACUCCCAGAACGGGAGAGAUCAACAUUGCAGUAACAAGUGGUCACUUCUUCCACCGAAACUCCUUGUCUCCUCGGAGCCUCGUGUACGAAAGUGAAUUCUCCACAAUUGAACCUUCCUUGGACAUGUAUGACGAGAACAAAACCUGAUUUUUUCUAAAUGGGCUCCGGGGGUCACCUCUUUUGUGAUUUAAAUUACAAUCACCUUUCUUAUUUUGUAUCUUUCUGUCAACGUCCAUUUUUGGAAGAAUGGCAGGGCUUUCUGAGUGCAGGUUGGGGCUCAGGGUUAAAUUGCAAGGUCCCCCCCAAGGGGAGGCUUUGAGGACAGCGUUAUCACCCAGGUGGCCUCGCAGGACUGAAAACCCGCCCCAAGCCGGCAGGAGAAAGCGGGCCCCAAUAAGCUUGGCUGUUUCCAGAGAAGAGCAGGGGCCGGUGGGGAAGAUGAGGGUUGCGUAGCAAACAUGUCUCUGAAUAAUCAUAUGCUUUUCUGUGUCAGGGUGA
Messenger RNA from Lontra canadensis (Northern American river otter), 1640 nucleotides. It is a transcript of the gene RNF130, whose product is annotated as ring finger protein 130. Lineage: Eukaryota; Metazoa; Chordata; Mammalia; Carnivora; Mustelidae. The transcript is spliced from 8 exons. The record is from RefSeq and is a predicted model, not a curated record. Bases 30 to 1289 code for a protein of 419 amino acids.